This is a messenger RNA of Naumovozyma castellii, 1584 nucleotides long. RefSeq names its product chaperonin-containing T-complex subunit CCT2 (gene CCT2). The transcript has a single exon. The record is from RefSeq and is a predicted model, not a curated record. NCBI's taxonomy places the organism in Eukaryota, Fungi, Ascomycota, Saccharomycetes, Saccharomycetales, Saccharomycetaceae. Bases 1 to 1584 code for a protein of 527 amino acids.
AUGAGUGUCCAGAUUUUUGGUGAUCAAGUAACGGAAGAAAGAGCGGAAAAUGCUCGUAUGUCUGCAUUUGUGGGGGCCAUUGCGGUCGGUGAUUUAGUCAAAAGUACACUAGGCCCAAAGGGUAUGGACAAAUUAUUGCAAAGUGCAUCCAGUGAUAGAUCAUUAGUCACUAAUGAUGGAGCUACUAUUUUGAAAUCAAUUCCAUUAGAUAAUCCUGCAGCUAAGGUCCUUGUCAACAUUAGCAAAGUUCAAGAUGAUGAAGUCGGUGAUGGUACUACAAGUGUUACUGUUUUGAGUGCCGAGUUGUUAAGAGAAGCAGAAAAGUUGAUUGACCAAUCCAAGAUUCAUCCACAAACAAUUAUAGAAGGUUAUAGAAUUGCUUCUCAUGCAGCAUUGAAGGCCCUCGAAAAUGCUGCCGUGGAUAAUUCCUCCAAUCCAGAGAAAUUCCGUGAUGACUUAGUUCAUAUCGCCAAGACCACUUUAUCUUCCAAGAUUUUAUCUCAAGAUAAAGAAUAUUUUUCAAAUUUAACUACCGAUGCCAUCUUAAGACUAAAGGGCUCCACCAAUUUAGAGCAUAUUCAAAUUAUUAAGAUUUUAGGUGGUAAACUAUCUGAUUCCUUUUUAGAUGAAGGGUUUAUUCUAGCCAAGAAAUUUGGUAAUAAUCAACCAAAGAGAAUAGAGAAUGCAAAAAUUUUAAUCGCAAAUACCACAUUAGAUACAGAUAAAGUCAAAAUUUUUGGUACCAAAUUCAAAGUAGAUUCCACUUCCAAAUUAGCAGAGUUGGAAAAGGCUGAGCGUGAAAAGAUGAAAAGCAAAAUUAUGAAGAUUUCUAAGUUUGGCAUCAACACGUUUAUUAACAGGCAAUUGAUUUAUGAUUAUCCAGAACAACUAUUCACCGACCUAGGAAUAAAUUCAAUUGAACACGCUGAUUUUGAAGGUGUUGAAAGAUUGGCAUUAGUAACAGGUGGUGAAGUAGUAUCCACUUUUGAUAACCCUGAAAAAUGUAAACUGGGUGAAUGUGAUUUGAUCGAAGAAAUUAUCAUUGGUGAAGAAAGUUUCCUGAAAUUCAGUGGUUGUAAGGCAGGUCAAGCCUGUACUAUCGUCCUAAGAGGUGCUACUGAGCAAGUUCUUGAUGAAGCAGAAAGAUCUCUACAUGAUGCUCUAUCUGUCUUAUCUCAGACUACAAAGGAGACAAGAACUGUUCUUGGUGGUGGUUGCGCUGAAAUGCUGAUGUCUAAAGCUGUUGACACCGAGGCUCAAAACGUUGACGGUAAGAAAUCUUUAGCUGUCGAGGCUUUUGCUCGUGCUUUAAGACAAUUACCUACUAUUCUAGCCGACAAUGCUGGUUUUGAUAGCAGUGAGUUGAUAACCAAGCUAAGAUCCUCAAUUUACAAUGGCAUAGCCACAUCCGGUCUUGAUUUAAAUAACGGUACUAUUGCAGAUAUGAGGGAGUUAGGUAUUGUGGAAAGUUACAAAUUAAAGAGAGCUGUUGUUGGUUCAGCUUCUGAAGCUGCAGAAGUUCUCUUGAGAGUUGAUAAUAUUAUACGUGCUAAGCCAAGAACUGCAAACAGACAACAUAUGUAA